Molecule: messenger RNA, 1239 nt
Organism: Melitaea cinxia (Glanville fritillary)
Lineage: Eukaryota; Metazoa; Arthropoda; Insecta; Lepidoptera; Nymphalidae
Product: lipase 1-like
Exons: 1
Coding region: 1-1239 (412 amino acids)
Biological process (GO): lipid metabolic process
Molecular function (GO): hydrolase activity, acting on ester bonds
Source: RefSeq, a predicted model, not a curated record
AUGUCCUCAAAAGCUUACAUCGCCUUCUACGUGCUCUCACUAUCUAUAGGCGUUAUUCUCAGCAAUAUUUUAAAAUUGAAAAUUAGUAAGGAAUGGAAAAGAUCGCUUGGAUAUCAUGAAGACACAUUGUUAAAUUUCACCGAAAUAAGUGCACGCUAUGGAUAUAGGUCGGAGGAACAUACCGUAGUCACCGAGGAUGGGUACGUCUUGACGAUGUUCAGGAUCAAUGGAAGAAAGUGUACGAAGUUAAAAAGACCGCCGGUUCUUUUAAUGCACGGUCUCCUCCAAUGCUCUGACGGUUUUCUCGACGCUGGACCCGAUGCUGGAUUGGCGUAUCUAAUAUCAGAUGCAUGUUACGACUUGUGGGUUGGAAACCAACGCGGUAAUUUCUAUUCUAGGCGACAUUUGCGAUUGGAUCCCGAUAGAGAUCCCGAAUUUUGGAAUUUCUCAAUAGACCAAAUUGGAGUUUAUGAUAUACCAGCUACGAUUGAUUAUGUAUUGAAAUACACGCGGGAAGCGAAGUUGAAUUUCAUCGGAUAUUCACAAGGGGGUACUACGUACCUUAUUAUGUGCUCAGAGAGACCGGGCUAUUGUGACAAAGCAAACGUUUUUAUUGGCUUAGCACCAGCAACACUUGGGUCUCGCAUUUCAUUGGCGCUACAAGUGGCAUUUAAUGUAGCCCGACUGUUCGAAGAGCUACUUAAUGCAAUCAAUAUUUACGAAGUUUCCCCAAAAGGUUCCUUAGUGGAAGAAUUUCUUGUGUUCUUUUGCCGUUACAGAUUGCCUGCAAAAUUUAUUUGUGGCAAUAUUCUGGCAAUUUUAGAUUCUCCUCAUCCAGGGUCUAUAAAAGAAGAAACAAUACGGAAGCUAUACGCACAUUUUCCUGCUGGUGCUUCCCUUCGCACGCUUGCGCAUUACGGUCAAAUAUUAGUGACAGAUAAUUUCCAGAAGUAUGAUUAUGGUAAAAGAGGCAAUUUAAAAGUUUAUCAAGCGGUACAACCACCAAUCUAUAACCUCAGUGCUGUGACAGUUCCAUUUGUGGGGUUUUAUAGUAAGAAUGACGGCAUGGUUCCCAAGGAAAGUGUUCUGUGGUUAAUUGAACAAUUACCGAACGUUCUGGAAGCUUUCGAAGUUCCAGAUCCACUGUGGAAUCACCUCGACAUAGUUUACAGUCAGUUCACAAAAAAAAUGAUCUUUCCGAAGAUAAUUGAAUAUUUAGAAAAGUUUAGUAUAAGUUAG